CCUCUUCCAAUAGCGAUCAGAUAUGCGCUUCCUCGUCCUUCCUACGACCACCGUCAGUCAUAUCCUCUCCUCCAAUAGAAAAGUUGAGACGCACGCGCUGCUCCUCGCGCUUGGUUGUGGGACAAUGCGGUUUUGAUCCAGGUGUUCAUGCUAUGCGGAUAAUUUGAAAUACCGUUUCAUUCUAUUUCACAGCUCAUGUCCUGUCCGUUACAGACCUCCGUCGGUCUGUGUGUCAGUCAGUAGACAGUCAUGGCUGUCACAGCCCUGGUCCUGCUAGUUCUCUCCUCCUCACUGUCACACACUGAGGCCGUCUUGUUUGGUGAGCCCAGGAUCUUUGGAGAUGACGCUACUGGCUACGGUCCAAUAUUUGAAGAGGAGCCUCUGGAUAUCGUCUACACAAAGGAGUCCCCUGACAGACUUAUCUCCAUGAACUGUAGAGCACGGGCCAACCCUGCACCCACAUACCGAUGGAGGCGUGAUAACUGGGAGAUCAAGCUGCUGGAGCUGCCCAAUGAACACUACAGUCUGGUGGGAGGGAACCUCAUCAUUAACAACCCUGAAGAGAAGAAACAUGCAGGGACCUACGUCUGUGUCGCCAAGAACGUGUACGGCACCGUCAUCAGCAAGGAGGCCAAGGUCAAGUUUGGAUACCUGGAGGAGUUCCCAGAUGAAGAGAGAGACCCUGUGACCGUGAAGGAGGGCCAGGGGGCCGUGCUGCUCUGUGCUCCUCCCAAGCGAUGGCCAACUGAGGUGACGUUCCGUUGGAUAUACAACGAGUUUCCGGUCUUCCUCCACCCGGAUAAGCGUCGCUUCGUCUCUCAGAGCACCGGGAAUCUGUACAUCUCCAAGGUGGAGGCGUCAGACGCAGGGAACUACUCCUGCUAUGUGUUCAACCCACAGAUUGGCAAGGGAGUCUACUCCAAGUUUAUCCCUCUCAUAUCUACAGAAGAGACCCCAGAGAAGAGAUACAAGGCCGACCUCGUAGUGAAGUUCCCCGACACCACAGCUAUGCUCAACUACAACGUCACACUGGAGUGCUUCGCUCUGGGAAAUCCGGCCCCUCAUAUCGUCUGGAGGAAGAUAGGUGCUACUGACCUGCCUGCCAGCGCUCAGGUCAGCAUGUCUGGAGCGCUGCUCCACCUCUACAACGUCCAGUAUGAAGACUCAGCAGGGUACGAGUGUGAGGCCAUCAACCAGAAAUGGCAGGACUGGCAUCAGGCGUGGCUCUAUGUAGAGGCUGCUCCUGAGUGGGCUGUGACCAUCAACAACACCCAGAAGGACGUAGGGUCAGAACACACCAUGUCCUGUGUAGCUAAUGGGAAGCCUGGCCCAUACAUCCGAUGGCUCAAGGAUGGAUACUCGUAUGGUAAAGGUGAGCUGAAGUUCUCCAGUCUGACGUUUGAGGACUCUGGGAUGUACCAGUGUAUCGCUGAGAACUACUGGGGUAUCAUCUACGCCAGCGCUGAGCUACGUGUCAUUGCUUGUGCCCCGACGUUUGAGUUGAACCCAGUGAAGAAGUAUCUUCUAGGAGCUAACAACGGCCGUGUGGUCAUAGAGUGUAAGCCCAGAGCUGCCCCCAGACCCAGGUUCACCUGGACCAAGGGAAAGGAAGUGCUCUUCAACAACUCACGUAUCUCCAUCAUGUUUGAUGGGAGUCUGGAGAUCCUGAAUGCCACCAGGAAUGAUGAGGGGGUAUACACCUGCUUAGCUCAGAAUGACAGAGGGAAGGCCAACAGCACAGGGACUCUGACCAUCACAGAGGCGACACAGAUCACAGUAGCCCCAGAGGACACUCAGGUGAUGGUAGGAGAGGAGGUGCAUCUGCAGUGCCAGGCCUCCUUUGACCCCAGUCUGGACAUCACCUUCAUCUGGUCUCUGGAUUUCAGGGUCAUCGACUUCUACCUAGAGUGGAAGCACUAUGAACGCAUCAUGGAUCGUGAGGACAGUGGAGAGCUGAAGAUAAUGAAUGUCCAGUUGAGACACGAGGGACGCUACACCUGUACAGCCCAGACUGUCGUGGACAACGUCACCGCGUCAGCAGACCUCAAGGUCAAAGGCCUUCCUGCUCCUCCCGGUGGGGUGAGGGUUGAGGAGAUCAGGGACACCUCGGUGAAGCUGGUGUGGAACCGAGGGGCCGACCAUGGCAGCCUCAUCCUUGGGUACACCAUCCAGACCAGAGACGUCUACGCACUAACUGAAGUGGACUGGAGGGACGCAUCCACCUCCCCUACGGCCCUGGAUGGCAUGUCAGUGAUGGCUGAUGUUGUGGACUUGUACCCCUGGAUGGAGUAUGAGUUCAGGGUCUAUGCUACUAAUGAGUUUGGAGACGGAGAGGCCAGCAUCCCUUCAAUGAAGAUCAAAACCUGGGAUUUGAUCAUAACAUGGACACCCGUACAGCCGCAGUACUUCUACGGUAAGAAGUUUGGCUACGUUGUGGCCUUCAAGCCUCAUGAUGAUGUUGACUGGUUGUAUGAGACCAUAUCAGACCCAGAGACACACGCUAACAUGGUCAAGUCGAACGACUUCCAGGUCAGGGAGUUCCAGGUGAAGGUGAAGACGUUUAACUCCAAAGGAGAUGGACCCUACAGCCUGUCGACCACUAUCUACCUCCCCCCACUAGUCCCCUCUGAGUCUCCUACAGAUGUAUACUCCAGGCCUGUCUCGUCCCAUGAAGCUCUGGUCUGGUGGAUACCAGUCAUGGACACUGGUACCGGCCUUCAGCAGUACAUAGAUGGAUACCAGGUGAAGUACUGGAGGAAGUAUGACGAUACAGAGCCGGGGGCCAAUCGUAUCUUUGUGCCCGCCUCCAUGAACCAGACCAGGCUGGAGAACAUGCUGCCAGACUCUCACUACCUCAUCGAGGUUAGAGCCUACAACGGAGCCGGUGUCGGCCCUCCCAGCGAACACUGCGAGAUGUUCACCAAGAGAGCACCUCCAAGUGUGGCUCCCCAAAUGUGGCGUUACAUCAGCUACUCUGGCAAGUGGCUGUACGUGUGGUGGCACCACAUCUCCUACGACUGGUUUGGCAAUGAGUCCUUCCCACUAUAUUAUAAGGUGAUGUUCAGGAAGACUGGCUACAUCACAGGGCCGAUCUACAUGACGGGCUGGCACUUCAUUGACUUCCCCAUGCCCCAGGUAGGGGACUACGAGCUGGAGGUCAGAGGUCGCUAUGAGGGUGGAGACGGCCCCAUCAGGAAGAUCAGGCUUCAGGGUAAGGCAUCCUUCCUGAGACCCACUCUCAGUCUGGCCGCCAUGCUACUGCUGGCCCUGUGCAUCGUGGGAUUGGGGAUAUAGAGACCCAGGACAUGUCUGGGUGGACUGUGGGAGGUUUGACAGAAACAACUCUCACAUCAACUUCCUACAUCUCCUUAAGGACAUCGAAUCUUUCCUGAACCUCGUACUGUCUGUAUGUCUUCCCACAACAAAACAGAGCACCGUGUCACCAUACAGAAUGACCUGCCUUGCUGUAGAAUCUACGAACGUUACUCUACUGUAAGACAUCCAAGAAAUCCUUUCUGAUUUAUUUAUUGAACAGGUACAAAAGAGGAAUAGAUGUUUUUCAAUAUGCCUUAUGAUGAAUCAUAUUGUACCAUCUUCCCAACAUAUUCUAGACGGAAAUGUAUAAGACAAUGACGGACUGUAAUCAACACUACACUGUAUGACGUUUGUAAUGAGUGAACUGUAAAGGAAUGAUCAGAGUAAGAUUGUAUGUAGCUCAGACACCAACUACACAGCCUCUUCCUCCGUUCGACUCACCCAGCUGUUUGGAUAUUUAGUUUCCACACGUUUGCCAUUUCAAGACGACACCAGAUUAGAAGUAACGUGUGUUUAUGUUUGAUUGGUUCGUUUGAGAAUCAUUUUAAUUGUUCUGUAUUGAUGCUGCUGUGAAAAUAGAUAUUUAGUUUUGUUUCCUUUUCUGUUUAUUUAUCUCUUCAGAUUCGUACACACACACACACACACACACACACACACACACACACACACACACACACACACACACACACACACACACACACACACACACACACACACACACACACACACACACACACACACACACACACACACACACACACACACACACACACACACACACUCGGCUCAUAUGGAUAUCGCUAUAACCAACUCUGCAUAGAUUGCUAGCUUUGAAUGCUAUUCUUUCUUACACUGUACUAUACCACGUCGUUAAUUAGCUUCGUAUUCAUAGUGAAUUGUGUCUUGUAGAUGCGCUAGCUAAAGCCAUAUCGCUUCGUCAAUGCCCUGGUAUUUAGGCUUGUCCAGAUGUUUGCACUGACGAUGGCAGAAUGUUUUAACAGAAUGGUAACAAGAAAUCAGGGUUGAAGAAUAUUGAUGUGCUGCUGUUUUAUUUCAUUAUAGGAUUUGUUUUCCCUUGCUAUGUAUACGAGGAUCAUGCUGUAAACUCAUUAAAUAGAAUACACAUGAAUGCUCCAGGAUUGUAAGUAUCAUGUGAGCGUCACUAAA
This is a messenger RNA of Oncorhynchus gorbuscha (pink salmon), 4482 nucleotides long. RefSeq names its product contactin-1a-like. Gene Ontology annotation, molecular function: cell-cell adhesion mediator activity. The transcript is spliced from 25 exons. Gene Ontology annotation, biological process: brain development; cell-cell adhesion. Lineage: Eukaryota; Metazoa; Chordata; Actinopteri; Salmoniformes; Salmonidae. Bases 250 to 3294 code for a protein of 1014 amino acids. The record is from RefSeq and is a predicted model, not a curated record.